This is a messenger RNA of Penicillium cosmopolitanum, 456 nucleotides long. RefSeq names its product E2 ubiquitin-conjugating protein RAD6 (gene ubc2). Gene Ontology annotation, molecular function: ubiquitin conjugating enzyme activity. Gene Ontology annotation, biological process: protein polyubiquitination; proteasome-mediated ubiquitin-dependent protein catabolic process; DNA repair. The record is from RefSeq and is a predicted model, not a curated record. The transcript is spliced from 4 exons. The coding region runs from base 1 to 456 and encodes 151 amino acids. Gene Ontology annotation, cellular component: HULC complex. Lineage: Eukaryota; Fungi; Ascomycota; Eurotiomycetes; Eurotiales; Aspergillaceae.
AUGUCGACCUCUGCCCGCCGCCGUCUCAUGCGAGACUUCAAGCGUAUGCAAACCGAUCCUCCCGCUGGUGUCUCUGCCUCUCCCGUUGCCGAUAAUGUGAUGACAUGGAAUGCCGUUAUCAUUGGUCCGGCCGAUACACCCUUUGAGGAUGGAACCUUUCGCCUCGUGAUGAACUUUGAGGAACAAUACCCCAACAAGCCCCCUGGCGUCAAAUUUAUCAGUCAGAUGUUUCAUCCCAAUGUCUACGGAACCGGUGAGCUCUGUCUCGACAUUCUUCAGAACCGAUGGAGCCCCACCUACGAUGUGGCGGCCAUUUUGACGAGUAUUCAAAGUCUACUCAAUGAUCCCAACACCUCCUCACCGGCGAACGUCGAAGCAUCGAACCUGUACAAGGAUAAUCGCAAGGAAUACAUCAAACGCGUCCGCGAGACCGUAGAGAAGAGCUGGGAGGAUUAG